AUGUUCUCUAAAAUAAUUGUUGCUUUUGCUGUAAUGACAGCCUGUAAGGCGGGUUUGUUGCACCAUGCGCCAGCAGUCUCUUCGUAUAAUAUAGUACGUCACGAUCAAAACAUUCAACACGAGAUCCCAAUCCACUACGCUGCUCCAGCUGCUAACACAGGCUCGGCCAUUUACUCUUCUUCUGCAAUCCAUUCUGCCCCUGAAAACCACGCUGCACCUGCCGAUUCUGUCGGUGCACACGAAGAUCACUAUGUUGAUGAAUACGCCCAUCCUAAAUAUGGCUUCUCAUAUUCUGUAGAAGAUCCUCAUACAGGCGAUCAUAAGAGCCAGCACGAAGAGCGCGAUGGAGAUGUUGUUAAAGGCGAAUAUUCGCUUCUCCAACCUGAUGGUUCUUUUCGAAAAGUGACCUACACUGCCGAUCAUCACAAUGGAUUCAACGCCAUUGUUCACAAUUCGCCGCCCGUGAUCCAUCAUCAUUAG
Molecule: messenger RNA, 480 nt
Organism: Parnassius apollo (apollo)
Lineage: Eukaryota; Metazoa; Arthropoda; Insecta; Lepidoptera; Papilionidae
Source: the annotation of a GenBank genome assembly